Molecule: messenger RNA, 3705 nt
Organism: Pyrgilauda ruficollis (rufous-necked snowfinch)
Lineage: Eukaryota; Metazoa; Chordata; Aves; Passeriformes; Passeridae
Gene: ADGRD2
Product: adhesion G protein-coupled receptor D2
Exons: 26
Coding region: 1-3705 (1234 amino acids)
Biological process (GO): adenylate cyclase-activating G protein-coupled receptor signaling pathway; cell surface receptor signaling pathway
Cellular component (GO): membrane
Molecular function (GO): G protein-coupled receptor activity
Source: RefSeq, a predicted model, not a curated record
AUGUGCCGGGUGAGGGGGGCUGUGCGGAGUGGGGUGCCGAGCGGGGUGCGGAGUGCUGUGAGGAGCGGGGUGCGGGGUGCGGAGCGCUGGGAGAUUUACGGAGCGGGUGCGGAGCUGUGGUCCCGCGGAGCGGGUGCGGAGCGGGGUGCGAGGUGCGGGGAGCGGGGAGAUGCGCGGAGCGGGGUGCGGGAUGCUGUGAGAAGCGGGGUGCGGAGUGGGGUGCGGAGUGCUGGGAGAUGUGCGGAGCGGGAUGCGGAGCGGGAUGCGGAGCGGGAUGAGGAGCGGGAUGCUGAGCGCGACGCGGAGCGGGAUGAGGAGCGGGAUGCGGAGCGGGAUGCGGAGCGGCAAAGAGUGAAAUCUUCCCAGCUGGUCAGCAUGUUUAGGAGAGAUUUGAGACCUCAUUCUUACUUCUUCAGCUUUCUGGUCGCUCUGUCCAGGAGUCUCCUUGCCUUUGCAGCCCUUGCUAAGAACCAGACUUCCACAGGUUUUGCUCCUGUCACAAUCGAGACCGCGAGACACACGUAUGAAUACGUGGCCACUGCUCUGGACUGGUGGCAAGCUGACAGGUACUGUGAGCAGCACUUUGCUCAGCUGCUCUUUGAGCCCCAGGACAGUGAGCAAGGCUCCUUCAGCAGACUGCUGCAGUCCCACCACAUCAGAGGCUCUGUCUGGCUGAAGGAAAGGGACAGCGUCCUGCACAAAACAAAGAGGAGACGUGGCCACACUGUGCCAGUCUUGGUAUUCGGAGACAAAACAGACACCAAGUAUGUGAAGGUGCUCUCUGAGUUCCCGGCACUGCCUGCUGUCACAGCCUGUGCCCACCUGCAGUGGGACACCAGGACGCAGGAGGUGGCCACCAUCUUCUCCUACGCCGUGCCUGCCUUCAUGAACGAGUUCCAGCUCCGUGGCUUUGCAGAUGAGGAAGGCUUUGUUCGCUUUGCUCUCAUCGUCCACGGGCACCAUUCCCCUUACCUGCCUGUGUUCCGUGCUGACGGGCGGUGGCAUCACUUCUGUGUCACCUGGCGGCAGCAGAACGGCACCUGGGCCAUCUACGCCGAUGGCAAAAGGAGGGCAGCAGCCAGUGGUUUGUGUUCUGUGGGACCCUCUGCCCCCCAGCCCAUCUCUGGCCAGGGCACCUUCAUCAUUGGGCAGGACCAAGAUUCCCUGGGGGGCACCUUCAGGGCAAAGGAGUCCUUCAGUGGGAACAUCACUGACCUGCACAUCUGGCAGAGAGUCCUCAGCACCGAGCACAUCGAGAAGGUUCGCUCCUGCUGGGUGGUAGAGCAAGACCUGGUUUUUGGGUGGAGCUCAAAUGCCCUGGAAGUGGAGAGCACUGUUCAGGCAGUGGCCACGCAGCUUCUUUGCCCAGGGCCCGUGGAGGAAUGCAGAGUUUUGGAAGUUGGCAGCAGUGGAUUCAGUUAUGCAUCUUGUUUGCAGACUUUGCCUUUCAUCUGUCACUACAGCAAGGAUGCAUACUGGCAACUGAAAAGAGCUCAGCUGGAGUCCAGCCACUCGCUCGCCAGCCGUGUGAACACCCUUGCAGUGAGGACAGUGAUUCCUGACAGCAUCUUCAUGAGUGGUGUGCAAGACAUGAACCUCUCUGUGGCUCUUGAUGCUCUUGAUAUCUUGGCAACUGUUCUGAGAGAAGGAGAAGUGCCCGUGCUUGAGCCAUCUGACCUCCUUGCAGUCCUUCAAUUACUAAAGCAAGUGUCAGAUUUGGAAAUCCAGGAGGGAGAUGAGCUGGAGAUGUUGGAGCAGUUGGGCCAGUAUUACAUGGAAGUAACUGAGUUAAUUCUGGAAGAGCAGAACACUGGGACAUGGUCACUGAUCAGCCAGGUUAUCAGGGGGCCCAUGGCUGUGGUUGAGCUCUGUGACAGGAUGGUGUCACUCUUGGUCCCACUGCUGACCACAGAGAGGACAAAGAUCACGAUCCAGCACGGGAAUAUUGGGAUGGAGGUGAGGGAGCUGGAGCUGAGCGAGCAGGAGCUCAGUGGGCAGGCAUACGUGGUCCAGACCCCUGAGAAAGGCAGGCACGACCUCAUCGAAGUUCCUGUGGAGGAAAUGCAAAGGCUGAAAUCCAGAGGUCUCCACAGGGUCACAGUGAAGAACAUGUGGUUUGGCUACGGCUCCCUGCAGCGCUGCCUGUCCGGCAGCGGCGCCAGCGCGGUGUCCCAGGAGCCGGCUGCCCCCGGAGGGGGACAGAAGUCCCCGAGCACCGCGGUGGGCACAGCGGUGGGCACAGCGGUGGGCACAGCGGUGGGCACAGCGGUCAUCUCGUGCACCCUGCUCAGCGGCCAGCAGGAGAUCAGCACGUCCGUGCGCUACCGCCUGCAGCACCGCGCCCAGGACCUGCCCGAUACUCUGGUGGGGCCCGUCUGUGCCUUCUGGAACUUCAGCCUCAGCCCCGAUGCUGGUGGGAUGUGGUCCACGGCCGGCUGCUCUGUGGCCAAGUCUCUCCCAGACUCCACUGCCUGUUUUUGCAACCACACCACCAAUUUUGCCAUCCUGCUGCAGGUGUACGAGAUGGAGAGGACCACCAAGGAGGAGUUCACACUGCAGACUUUGACUUUUAUUGGAUGUGGAGUUUCCUUCUGUGCCUUGAUUGUCACCUUCAUUCUGUUCCUGGUGGUUGGCGUCCCCAAGAGUGAAAGGACCACGGUGCACAAGAACCUGAUCCUUGCACUGGCUGCAGGAGAAGCUCUGCUCAUGUUCAGUGAGUUGGCCAAGCCCAGCCAGGUGCUGUGUUUCAUGGUCACUGCCUUCCUGCAUCUCUUCUUCAUGGCAGCCUUCUCGUGGAUGCUGGUGGAGGGGCUUCUCCUCUGGAGCAAAGUGGUAGCAGUCAACAUGAGCGAAGGCAGGAGAAUGAAGUUCUACUACGUGACAGGCUGGGGGCUUCCAGUCCUUAUCGUGGGGGUGACCCUUGCAACUUCCUUUAACAAGUAUGUGGCAGCCAACCACUGCUGGCUGAACGUGCAGACCAACGUCAUCUGGGCCUUCGUGGGGCCUGUGCUCUUCAUCCUGGCUGUGAACAGCUUGGUGCUGCUCCGGGUGGUGACGGUGACCGUGGCCAGCGCUCGCAGGAGGUGCAAGAUGCUGACACCCAACUGCAGCCUGGAGAGCCAGAUUGGAACCCAGAUCUGGGCCACGGCCAAGCCCGUGCUGGUGCUGCUGCCCGUGCUGGGGCUCACCUGGCUCUGUGGGCUCCUGGUGCAUCUCAGCAUCGUCUGGGCCUACGUCUUCAUUGUGCUGAACUCCCUCCAGGGCCUGUACAUAUUCCUGGUCUAUGCUGUCUACAACAGCGAGGUGAGGAAUGCCAUCCAGAGGAUGAAGGACAAGAAGAAAGCCCUGUCGUUCACAAACUGCUCUCAUCCCAUCAACUACUUAUCCAGCCCUAGAAACACGACCUCCUGGGACACAGGGAAGCUGAGUCCUGCAGCUGGGACUGCCCUGCCAAGCCCUGUGCAGAAAGACCCUCCAGUGAGGAACAUCACCAGCAGAGGAAAUUUUGGAGCCAAGAUUCCCAUGGGCAUUUCCUCCAUUAUGUCACCCGAGAGACCGGCCGUAGAGCUGACAGCGUUCAAAAGCUCAGUGUCUGAGCAGGGCAUGCUCAGGCUCUUUUCGAGACGAUGCCACCCAGAAGCAGUGCAGCUUUCCUCCCCACACUGGGCACAUGAGAAAGGCACAAACUGUGGCACCCAGGAGUAG